ACGGUACAGACCCGGAAGUAGUAUGAACAUUGUGGAAACGCGAGGCGCCUGUGAGUUGCUGCUGCUUACAGUUCAUUGAAGACAUCCGAGAAGCCGAAACUUAUUAAAACAUGAGUCUGUUAAACAAGCCCAAAUCUGAGAUGACUCCCGAGGAGCUGCAGAAGCGAGAGGAGGAAGAGUUCAACACCGGCCCUCUUUCAGUGCUCACCCAGUCUGUGAAAAAUAACACACAAGUUCUGAUCAACUGCCGCAACAACAAGAAGCUACUGGGCCGAGUCAAGGCUUUUGACAGGCACUGUAACAUGGUGCUGGAGAAUGUGAAAGAAAUGUGGACAGAGGUUCCCAAGAGUGGCAAAGGCAAGAAGAAGUCCAAGCCGGUCAACAAGGAUCGCUACAUAUCAAAGAUGUUCCUGAGAGGCGAUUCAGUCAUCGUGGUGUUGAGGAACCCGCUCAUCACAGGGAAAUAGCCUCAUCACGUAACACACCGUUCAAGUACAGGCAAUCUCCUGGGACUCUCCUCAGCCAGCUUUAAUAAGAGCUUAACUCACAUUGACUGUCAGCACAUGUUAAAGUGUUUAUUAGGCCAUGCAACAAAGUAAAUCUUGUACAUUUACAUGACAGUACACUUGUCAUUUUGUCUGGUGGCAGUGCAAUUUUGCAGGAGAAUGUUCAGAUUGCCUGGUCAAAGAAAAGCUGAAAAGAAGUUUCCAUCUAGACUUUUUUUUUGUUUGCUUGUUUUUGUGUUUUGUUUCGAAAUCAUAAAAAUGUACUAUUGUUUAGGCACACAGUAGUUGAAUUCUUUUCUUAAUAAACUUUUGGAUAUUCAAACCUC
Myxocyprinus asiaticus (Chinese sucker) is the source of this 832-nucleotide messenger RNA. Its product is annotated as small nuclear ribonucleoprotein Sm D2. Gene Ontology annotation, molecular function: RNA binding. Gene Ontology annotation, biological process: spliceosomal snRNP assembly; RNA splicing. Lineage: Eukaryota; Metazoa; Chordata; Actinopteri; Cypriniformes; Catostomidae. Gene Ontology annotation, cellular component: precatalytic spliceosome; catalytic step 2 spliceosome; U1 snRNP. The record is from RefSeq and is a predicted model, not a curated record. The transcript is spliced from 3 exons. The coding region runs from base 111 to 467 and encodes 118 amino acids.